UGUGAGUUUCCCGAGUUGAAAACUGACGAUUUUCGGUGAGAUUGUAGGUUUUGUGCUUGCUAAGUAAGAUGAAAGUGUUGAUGCUAUUGUGCGCUUUGUGCGCCCUAUCCAGUGCUACCGAGUUUGUGGAUGAUCCAGACGUAGAGCUACCAUCGUUUAUGCGCAUAUGCAACCGCGACGACCCUGAACUUGGACAGUGCCUCAAGGAUUCCAUUGAGCGGUUGCUUCCAGAGUUGAAAAAUGGUAUUCCAUCGAUCGGUUUCCCUGCCAUCGAUCCAUUCACCCAGGACAGUAGCUACUUCGAGUACAAGAAUCAGCAAAUGUACGGAUCGUUGCACAUCAAGAGCGCCAAAACGUACGGUUUGAGCCGUGCCAAGAUCCAGAAUGUCCGAGCAACAGCAGAGGAUGACUCCUUCGCCAUGGAAGUGGACGUUCAGUUUCCAAAACUGAUUACCGAAGGCAAAUACAAGGGCGAAGGACGUUUCAACGCCAUCAAGGUUGUGUCGAAGGGAUAUUUCAACGUCACCACCACCGAUGUUACGACCACAUGGAAAAUUUCUGGCCGUAGUACCCAGCGUAAUGGCGAAACAUAUGUCUUGAUAGAUAAAUUCGACAUGAGUCCAGAAGUAGGUGAUAUGAAAAUCUUCGCCACCGGACUGUUCCCCGAUCCAGGACUAAAUCAAGUCGCGCUGGACUUUGUCAAUCAGUAUUGGCCGUCACUCUACAAGGAAAUGCUUCCGGAAACGCGUCGAUCCUGGGAACCGAUCAUGCUGGAUGUGAUCAACAAGAUGUUUAACCGAGUUCCUUACCGAAGGCUGUUGCCCAAAACUGAAACGGAAUAAAAAGAGGAUACCCAGUGUAUGUACUAUGGUGCAAUGUUGAGCUACUAUUGCGAAUGUGAUAUAAAUAAAAAAAAAUGUUGA
This is a messenger RNA of Ochlerotatus camptorhynchus, 923 nucleotides long. Its product is annotated as putative beta-carotene-binding protein. The transcript has 5 exons. The coding region runs from base 69 to 842 and encodes 257 amino acids. Lineage: Eukaryota; Metazoa; Arthropoda; Insecta; Diptera; Culicidae. The record is from RefSeq and is a predicted model, not a curated record.